UCGUUGCAGCCCAGGCCCAUCACUGCUCACCAUCGUUAUUUGAAAAAAAACAAAAAAUAGCAGCACACACGCAGCCGCAGGUCGCAGACCAAAAAAGAAAGAAAGAAAGAAAAAAAAAGAAGGAACACAGGAAGGAUGUCAUGCCUCAUGCCGUGCCGCGCGGUGCGAGUGCGAUGCUAACACUAACCAGCUCGCCUUUGCCACACCACCUUUGUAUGGCCGAGGCCGAGGAAACCAAGCCAAGCCGCCGCCGCCGCCGCUUAUCUACUCGACUCCUUUCGCCAUCAAGCACGGGACACACAUGCCGCACACGAGCACCAGCCUCCGCGAUCACGCGCGCGCAGCGUAGCCUCGCCCUCGCCCGCCAUGGACAUGGAGCUGCUGCUGGUGCUCCUGCUCUUCCUCGCCAUCCCGGUGGUGCUCCCGGCGCCGGUCCGCCUCGAGCUGGCCCGCGUGGACGCCAACCUCACGGGCCACGACCUCAUCCGCCGCGCCGUGCAGCGCAGCCUCGACCGCCCGGGAGUCGCCGUGCCGCGCCCCGGCGGCGGCGCCGGCGCGGCGACCGCCGCGGACGGGGGGCGCAGGUCCUCCGCCGCCGCCCCGGUGGUGGCCGGAGGCGGGGAGUACCUGGUCAAGCUCGGCAUCGGCACGCCGCAGCACUUCUUCUCGGCGGCCAUCGACACGGCCACCGACCUCGUCUGGAUGCAGUGCCAGCCCUGCGUCAGCUGCUACCGCCAGCUUGACCCCGUCUUCAACCCCAGGCUCUCCUCCUCCUACGCCGUCGUCCCCUGCAGCAGCGACACCUGCGUCCAGUUCGAUGAGCACAGGUGCCGCUCCGAGGACGACGACGCGUGCCAGUACACGUACAGGUACAGCGGGAACGGCGUGACCAGGGGCACCCUGGCCGUCGACAAGCUGGCCGUCGGCAGCGACGUGUUCCACGGCGUGGUCUUCGGCUGCAGUGACUCCAGCGCCGGGGGGCCCCCGGCGCAGGCGUCCGGGCUCGUCGGCCUCGGCCGCGGGCCGCUCUCGCUCGUGUCCCAGCUCUCCGUGCGACGGUUCAUGUACUGCCUGCCGCCGCCCGUGUCCCGGACGCCCGGGAAGCUCGUGCUCGGCGCGGCCGCGGACGCCGUCCGGAACGUGUCGGACCGGGUCACCAUCACCAUGUCGUCCAGCACGCGCUACCCGUCCUACUACUACCUCAACCUCGACGGCCUCGCCGUGGGCGACCAGACUCCGCGCAUGGUCAAAACCACGGCGCCGCCGCCCACGGCUCGAAGAGGAGGAGCCGCCGCCGGCGGCGGCGGCAGCGCGAACGCUUACGGGAUGAUCGUGGACAUCGCGUCGACGAUCUCGUUCCUGGAGACGUCGCUGUACGACGAGCUGGCGGACGACCUGGAGGAGGAGCUCCGGCUGCCCCGCGCCACGCCGUCGCGCCGCCUGGGGCUGGACCUCUGCUUCAUCCUGCCGGAGGGGGUGGGGAUGGACCGGGUGUACGUGCCGACGGUGUCGCUGUCCUUCGACGGGCGGUGGCUGGAGCUGGAGAGGGACCGCCUGUUCGUGGAGGACGGCCGGACGAUGUGCCUGAUGGUUGGCAAGACCAGCGGGGUGUCCAUCCUGGGCAACUUCCAGCAGCAGAACAUGCAGGUCCUCUACAACCUGCGCCGGGGAAAGAUCACCUUCGCCAAGGCCAGCUGCGAAUCCAUGCCGUAGAUAGGUUCCACAUGGACUGGCAUAUUUGAUCUUGUACUCCGUGCCGAGAAUUUUAGCCAAAUUGCACACUGGGAGAUUACAUUCUGAUGAUGCCACUUGCCGCUACUGGAGUGGCGAGCUUGGUUAGUAGUACACCGCAACAACCCCCUUCCUUUCAUCUGAAAACGUUUUCAUAUAAUUAUUUCACCCUGGAUGCCGGGGGAUCUAACUCCUUUUUCGAUCUAAAAUUUGGCUAAAACUAGGGAGGAAAACCUUCGUGGACUAAAUA
Messenger RNA from Panicum virgatum (switchgrass), 1981 nucleotides. Its product is annotated as aspartyl protease 37-like. The record is from RefSeq and is a predicted model, not a curated record. The transcript is spliced from 2 exons. Gene Ontology annotation, cellular component: extracellular region. The coding region runs from base 367 to 1713 and encodes 448 amino acids. Lineage: Eukaryota; Viridiplantae; Streptophyta; Magnoliopsida; Poales; Poaceae.